AUGCAGAGAUCUCGGAUAGCGCUGCCAACGCGGAUGGCGCGGGCAACGCGGAUGGCGCGGGCAAACGGGCUUCGAAAAGGGAGCAUUGGUGGUGCGGCAAACUGUCUUGGUCAACACGCAACUGUCCUGCCCGCCAACGGGUGGUGCUUCCCAGGGAGGGGCUCUGCGAAUGAAGGAGGAACCACCAUGGCAAUACGGUAUGUUGUCGGGCGGGCGUUGGUGUUUCUCAGAGAUGAGUCGCUUCAGAAGCUGGCUCACCAACAGCAUGCGUUGGUGUUUCUCAGAGCGGUGCUGUGGGAGGGAGGACCUGUGCUCCCCAAGUUUGGUGCGAGCGUGGAAUGGGCGUCACAUGGACAGAACGAGUUGCUCCCAGCGGUGGUGCGUCGGAGGGACGCAGUGGCGUGGCCUGGGCGAACACUGGCAUGCAGAGUGAGGGAAGGAAUCUUAGGAAUUGAACAGGGCCAAUCGAAGGCAGCAGGAACAGCAGCAGGAGUAACAGUUGUGGUGAUGUUUGGGGGGUCGGCUUAG
Closterium sp. NIES-65 is the source of this 528-nucleotide messenger RNA. The record is from the annotation of a GenBank genome assembly. NCBI's taxonomy places the organism in Eukaryota, Viridiplantae, Streptophyta, Zygnematophyceae, Desmidiales, Closteriaceae.